CGGUGUGUAUGCGUAAGCAGUCCCACAGAAAUAUUCGCGGCGUGGAGAAAAAUAAAUUUUAACACUUAAAGAGGUGAAAAACGCAGUGUGUUUUGAAAAUUAUSUAAAAAGUUGUACGUGAAACGUGUGUCUGUGUUAUAUGAUAUCAAUUUGAGUGAAAUUAAUAUGCAUUUAGUGGAAAUCAAUUUCCACAAUGCAUUGAAUCGGUGACCUACGAUAGUGUUGGUCUAAAAUGGCGUCGAACUUCAUGGAAAGUUAAAUGGCGUCCCAUUAAAAAGAACGGAAAAAAUAUGGUGCAAUAUUUGUAAGCAAAAGGUGUAAAAAAGGAAGAGUGAGGAAGGAAGGUGUUACGAGAAUUGUAAAAAUCAAAUGACUCGUCGUAAUCACAAUCGUUGGCUUCGUCGCAAUCGCCACAGUUUAUGUAUGUGUGUCUCGUACGUUUUUGAAAAACGAUGCUUGUAGUAAAAGUGAACAAAAAAGAACAGCGAAAAUAAGCUAAGUAAUAAGUGAAUAACUAAAACGUAUAUACAAAAGUAGAAAAGGCGACUUGUUAACGUCAUCGUGUCAUACUGAGACCGAAGUGCACUGAACGAACAAACGCACGGGCGCUUCAUAUGACUCACCUAGUGGCGUAUAUAUAGUAUAACUACAUGCAUAUUUGCACAUCUAUAAUUUUUUUUUUUUGGAAUAAUACUAACCCUGAAGAAGUGUAAUAAUUUAAAAAGAAAAUAAAACAACACCGAGACGAGGAACGGGAUUGUUGCGAGCAAGUUGAGAAAAAGACAAGUCCCAGUAAUUAAACAGUGUCUGUGGAAAAUCUCUACGCAUCUCUUGUUGUUGUUGUGAUAACAAAGCACAAAUAAGUCAGUGAGUGAGGUCAGAGCGCGUUUACAAGCUGUGCUUGUUUACAUUGCGGUGUCGGUGUCGUUGUCUUCGCUAAAGUUUUCGCCACUUUUACAUUAACCGCAUCGUCGUAUCAACGCUGUUUGUUGUUAUUCUGCGUUUGUAUUUUUUCCUUCUUUUUUGUAUUGCAUUCCGUUUUGUUCCAUUGUCGCUUUGGAUGCCAACAUAAUCAUUUGUGUGAUAAGUUAACGCGUUGUUAUCAAUUUUGUUUUUUUGUGAUUUGUGUUUAUUGGAAAAGGCCUCACCACGAAUUACCUGACGUUCUCUUCGUCGCGGCGGUCAACUGUAGUCGCAACAAGUGGUGGUAAAACACCAGCCGCCAGCACUACAGCGCUCGCCACAUCAGCAGGAUCUGUUUCUGCUUCAUCGAGUGUCUCGUCGUCCUCGUCGGCGCUUGGAUUACUGAGUUCGAGUUUCGUCGCCACAUUCUCAAAUCCCUUCAGCAGCAGUAGUAAUAGUAAUAACAAUAGUAAUAGUAACAACACUGCCGCCUACGCGAACAUAGAAGACCCGGCAUUAAUAAAAGGAGCACCAAAUUCUGCUUUGCCGCCAACAUUGUACUACACAAAACCACAACAGCAACAGCAACAACAACAAAAUUAUCAGCAGCAAACACAAAAUCGUUCGUCAACUGCUACAACAACGAGUACUUAUUUUCAGCACACGCCAAACAGUAGUGGCAGCAUACAACGUGCUACAAUGGCUGCUAGUGGCACAGCUGCACCGAAUAGCAGCAGCAGUACAGCUGCGCUCGGUCUAUCGCCCACAUAUGAACCGCUUGGCGGUGGUCCACACGCUACCAUCGUUAAGGAGGGUUGGUUACAGAAGCGUGGCGAACACAUAAAAACCUGGCGUUCACGUUAUUUUAUACUGCGCGAUGACGGCACCUUGAUGGGCUAUAAAAGUCCGCCGGUGAAUAAUGCACCCGCUGAUCCAUUAAAUAAUUUCACAGUACGCGGUUGUCAAAUUAUGACAGUCGAUCGACCCAAACCGUUCACUUUUAUUAUACGCGGUCUACAAUGGACCAAUGUUAUCGAACGUACAUUUUGUGUGGAAAGAGAGAUCGAACGGCAACAGUGGACCGAUGCCAUCAGAAAUGUAGCAAGUCGCUUGAGUGAGCUGGGCGAAACGGCCAUGUCACCCUCGACCUCAACAGAUAUGUCUGAUGUGGAUAUGGCAUCUAUUGCCGAAGUGGAACUGCGUAACAGUUUUUCAGUGCAGGGCACAACGAAACGCAGUAGUGGCGGCGUUAAAAAAGUCACGCUUGAAAAUUUCGAGUUUAUAAAAGUGUUAGGCAAAGGCACAUUUGGCAAAGUAAUUCUGUGUCGUGAGAAGGCCACUGCAAAGCUGUAUGCAAUUAAAAUUCUCAAAAAAGAAGUUAUCAUACAAAAAGAUGAGAUCGCGCACACCAUCACCGAGAGUCGUGUGCUGCAAACUACGAAUCAUCCCUUCCUAAUUUCACUUAAAUAUUCAUUUCAAACAAACGAUCGUCUGUGUUUUGUGAUGCAAUACGUAAAUGGCGGUGAAUUAUUUUUUCACUUGAGCCGUGAACGUAUUUUCAGCGAGGAUCGUACGCGAUUCUAUGGUGCUGAAAUAAUUUCCGCCUUGGGUUACCUACACUCGCAAGGCAUUAUAUAUCGUGAUUUAAAGUUGGAAAAUUUAUUGCUAGACAAAGAUGGACACAUUAAGAUCGCUGACUUUGGGCUAUGUAAAGAGGAUAUCACGUAUGGUCGUACAACGAAGACGUUUUGCGGUACACCCGAAUAUCUGGCGCCUGAAGUAUUAGAGGACAACGAUUACGGGCAUGCAGUCGAUUGGUGGGGCACCGGUGUCGUCAUGUAUGAGAUGAUAUGUGGACGUCUUCCUUUCUUUAAUCAAGAUCAUGAUGUACUCUUCACACUUAUCUUAAUGGAGGAGGUGAGAUUCCCCCGCACAAUUUCUGAUGAGGCGCGCAGUUUACUUGCCGGACUUUUGGCUAAGGAUCCACGUCAACGUUUAGGCGGUGGACAAGAUGAUGUCAAAGAGAUACAAGCACAUCCCUUCUUUGCGAGUAUUAAUUGGACGGAUUUAGUGAAUAAGAGGAUAACACCGCCUUUUAAGCCACAAGUAGUGUCCGAUACAGAUACACGUUACUUCGAUACAGAGUUCACGGGUGAAAGUGUGGAAUUGACGCCGCCAGAUCCUGCUGGCACAUUGGGUUCCAUAGCAGAAGAGCCACUCUUCGCGCAGGUGAGUUGAAGACAAAGUGAGAUAUUA
This is a messenger RNA of Bactrocera latifrons, 3159 nucleotides long. Its product is annotated as RAC serine/threonine-protein kinase-like. The record is from RefSeq and is a predicted model, not a curated record. Bases 1603 to 3141 code for a protein of 512 amino acids. Gene Ontology annotation, molecular function: protein serine/threonine kinase activity; ATP binding. NCBI's taxonomy places the organism in Eukaryota, Metazoa, Arthropoda, Insecta, Diptera, Tephritidae. Gene Ontology annotation, biological process: protein phosphorylation. The transcript has 8 exons.